Molecule: messenger RNA, 6454 nt
Organism: Trematomus bernacchii (emerald rockcod)
Lineage: Eukaryota; Metazoa; Chordata; Actinopteri; Perciformes; Nototheniidae
Gene: kif16ba
Product: kinesin family member 16Ba
Exons: 25
Coding region: 316-5808 (1830 amino acids)
Biological process (GO): microtubule-based movement
Molecular function (GO): microtubule motor activity; ATP binding; phosphatidylinositol binding
Source: RefSeq, a predicted model, not a curated record
UUACUCCGCUGCUUUUUGUCAUAUGAAAGCUAACAAGCUAAACUAACAGUGACCAUGGAUGUGAGCCGGUUCACAAGGGGACGGUGUAGCAGUGUCACCGGACAACUAUAACACCUAUCCACGGUGGCUUCCCUCUUCUCCUCACCAAUAUCUGUGUAAUUUCUACAUUUCCUGUGCAGUCAGCCGGUUAUCUUUGCGACUUUUGCCCUCUUUAUCCCGCUGGGGCUCAUGCUAGUGGGUUAGCCUGCUAGCUAAUUAGCUCGAAGCUUUGCAUUGUGAGGCUAACUAACUAACUGGAUUUAACGGACAUGAGAGAUGGCAUCUGUUCGGGUGGCUGUCCGGGUGAGACCCAUGAACAGGAGGGAAAAGGACUUGACCGCAAAAUGCAUUAUCAAGAUGGAAGGGAACAAAACCUCCAUCACCAACCUGAAGAUCCCCGAUGGUAACGCAGGUGAAGUGUUGAGGGAUCGAAUUAAAACCUUCACGUACGACUUCUCCUACGACUCCAUGGACUCCAAGAGCUCCCCAUUCGUGUCCCAGGAAAAGGUUUUCAAAGAUCUGGGCUCUGACGUGCUGAGGGCGGCGUUUGAAGGAUACAACGCCUGCGUGUUCGCCUACGGUCAGACCGGCUCGGGGAAGUCCUACACCAUGAUGGGAAAUCCUGGAGACGCAGGUCUGAUCCCGAGGUUCUGUGAAGGUUUGUUCACUCGUAUCGCUGCGACCACUCGAUGGGAUGAAGCUUCAUUUCGUGCAGAAGUCAGCUACCUGGAGAUCUACAACGAGAGGGUGAGAGACCUGCUGAGGAGGAAGUCCACUCAGACCUACAACCUGAGAGUCAGGGAGCACCCCAAGGACGGGCCGUAUGUAGAAGAUCUGUCCAAACACCUGGUGCAGAACUACAGCGACGUGGAGGAGCUGAUGGAGGCCGGAAACAUCAACCGCACCACCGCCAGCACGAGCAUGAACGACGUCAGCAGCCGCUCGCACGCCAUCUUCACCAUCAACUUCACACAGGCUAAGUUUGAUUCAGAGAUGCCCAGUGAGACGGUCAGUAAGAUCCACCUGGUGGACCUGGCCGGCAGCGAGCGAGCCGACGCCACGGGAGCCACGGGCGUCCGACUGAAGGAGGGAGGAAACAUCAACAAGUCUCUCGUCACCCUGGGCAACGUCAUCUCUGCUCUAGCGGACAUGUCUCAGGACGGAGGGAACACCAACCUGAAGAAGAAGGCGGUGUUUGUUCCCUACAGAGACUCCGUGCUCACCUGGCUGCUCAAAGACAGCCUGGGCGGAAACUCCAAAACCAUCAUGAUCGCCAACGUUUCCCCCGCCGAUGUGAACUACGGAGAGACGCUGAGCACGCUGCGCUACGCUAACCGAGCCAAGAACAUCAUCAACAAACCCACCAUCAACGAGGACUGCAACGUCCGGCUGAUCAGAGAACUGCGAAAUGAGAUCGCCCGCCUGAAGGCUCUGCUGGUUCAGGGCAACCAGAUUGCUCUCCUGGACUCGCCCACUGCUCUCAGCAUGGAGGAGAAACUGCACCAGAAUGAAGCCCGAGUGUUAGAGCUGACUAAAGAGUGGACCAACAAGUGGAACGAGACGCAGAACAUUCUCAAGGAGGAGACUCUGGCUCUGAGGAAGGAGGGCAUCGGCGUGGUGCUGGACUCAGAGCUGCCUCACCUCAUCGGCAUCGACGACGACCUCCUCAGCACCGGCAUCAUCCUGUACCAUCUGAAGGAGGGACAGACAUAUGUGGGCAGAGAGGACGCGUCCACGGAGCAGGACAUCAUCCUGCACGGUCUGGACCUGGAGAGUGAGCACUGCAGGUUUGAGAACCAGAACGGGAAAGUGACUCUGGUGCCGCUCGGUAGAGCUCAGUGUUCGGUUAACGGAGUUCAGGUGACGGAGCGGUCGCAGCUCAACCAAGGUGCGGUGAUUCUGCUCGGCAGGACCAACAUGUUUCGGUUCAACCAUCCCAAAGAGGCGGCCAAGCUGAGGGAGAAACGGAAGAGUGGCGUCCUCUCUACGUUCAGCCUCUCCAUGACAGAUCUGUCCACGUCCUGUGAGAACCUGUCCACUGUGAUGCUCUACAACCCGGGGCUUGAGUUUGAGAGACAGCAGCGAGAAGAGCUGGAGAAACUGGAGCUGAAAAGGAGGCUGAUAAAGGAGAUGGAGGAGAAGCACCAGAGUGAGAAGGCAGAGCUGGAGCGGCUGCAGCAGGAGGUGGAGAGUCAGCGCAAAGAGUCUGAGGAGGUGCAGCAGAGGAUCCUCCAUCAGGAGGAGAGCCUCCGCUCGCGCAGCCAGGACAUCGAGAGCCGCCUGCAAGACUUCCUGGCCGAGAAGGAGCGCUUCGAGGAGGAGCGACGCUUGGAGAAUCACACAGAGGACCUCCAGCGGCAGAAAGUGCAUCGGGAGGAAGUCAUAGAGGAGGAGCAGGAGGAUGAAGAGCAGGAUGAAGAGCAGCGGAGGCAGCAGGAGGUGGCGGAGCAGACGGAGAUCUACCGAGAGCUGGAGAAGCUGAAGAGGGAGCGCGAGGAGCAGAAGAUUCGUCUGGAGACGGAGCGCCGGCGCCUGGAGGAGCAGGGCCGCGAGCAGCUGAGCCUGGUGGGGCGGCUGGAGGAGCAGCUGAGGGAGAAACACGACACCUCCUCCAUCCUGCUGACCCGGGAGGACGCCCGCCGCCUGGAGGAGGAGCGCAGAGCCCUGGCUGACAUCAGAGAGUCACUCCUCCACGCUAAAGAGGCCUCAGAGCGGACGGACGUGGAGGACGCUGGCGGGAAGGAGGCGAGAUCUGCCCUGACGCGAUACACCGACUUCAAGGAGGCGCAGGUGAAGGAACUGGGCCAGCUGGAGGAGGGGCUCCGGCAGCAGAGGGAGCGCCUGGAGAAGGAGGUUUCUGUGGAGAGAAACACUCUGCAGCACCUCAACCACGGACUCAAAGACCGGCACCAGCAGCUGAAGGAGACGCAGGAGAAGGGGGCGCAGGACGCUACAGAAGUGUCCCAGGAGGAGCAGCUGGUGAAGCAGGCGGAGCACAGGCUGCAGUUUAAGGAGCGACAGCUGGCCAGUGUUUCUGACGGACUCCUCCCCGCGCUGGCCGAGGAGAAGCUGAGAGCGGCCGAGAUGCUGGAGCGCAGCGGAGGAGGAAACAACGGGAACUGCGACAUCCCGCCGGGGCUCGACAACACGCUGUUCCAGGUGGAGAAGGAGCUGGAGGAGAAGCAGGAGAAGCUGAGCCUCCACCUGCACAGCGCUCAGCAGCUGCAGCAGCUCCAGGAAACCUACGAGUUCACGGCCAACGUGGCGCGGCAGGAGGAGAAGGUGAGGAGGAAGGAGAAGGAGAUCCUGGAGUCCAAGGACAAGCAGCAGAGAGAGGCGAUGGAGCAGGCGGUGGCCCGGCUGGAGAGGAGGCACGCGGCCCUGAGGCGCAGCGUCUCUCUGGAGCCUGAAGCCGAGGAGCAGAGACACAACAGCUCCGUCAGGAACCUGAGGAGCGGAGCCGAGCUGGAGCAGCACAGGGUGGAGCGGGAGAUCCAGAAGCUGCGACAGAGGAUCAGUGAAGGAGAAGAGAACAACAGGAGUCACUCCAUCAGUAACGAGGAGAAGAGCAGCUCUGCGGUCAGCCACAUGCAGAGUCUGACCACGCUGCUGCCGCUGUCCGACGACAGGAUAAAUGCCUACAUUGAAGAGGAAGUCCAGCGGAGGUUACGCAAGAUGAAUCUUCUCAACGGCAGCAGCAGCAUGGAUCUGUCUCUGUCUCUCUCCUGCGAAUCUCUCAGGGAGGAGGAAGAAGCUAGUGACUGUAGCUCUGUUAGAUUAACAGAGGAGGAUGAGGAAAAGCAGAACAACAUGAAUCCGAGACGGCUCAAAUAUGAGAAAGCCUGCGAGUCCGGGUCUAGCUUCCUGCCUGCCCCGGAGCUUGAGGCUUACUCCCCUCCUCACAACCAGGAAAACCUGUUGGAAGAACCAGAGAACGACCUCUUAAAGCUUCACAGAGAAGAAAAAGUAGAAUCAGCUGGAGAGUUGAUUAAAAUAGAGGAAGUGCCUUACAAAUAUGUCCACUACGACAAAUGGUGGCGAGAUGGAGUGACAGUACCCCAUGAAGAGGUUGCCCAAGAUGUCUGUAAACCUGAUCACUGUGACAUUGGACAACGCAAGCUUUUUGACACAUCGGCAAACGCAGAGAACAACGGAUUUGAUGAAAACAAAAACAUUCCUGAUAAGGGAGGAAACUCUUCUGCCUGCUGUGAACCCGAUGAUGAUAAAAAGGUUGAAGAUACAGCCAGCAAGCACCAAACAGGGAUGGAACGAGAUGGUGAACUUCCCAAUGGUCAAUCAUCAAAGUUGAAGAACUCUGUCAAUGGUAACAUCAGUGAAUCCGUAAAUAAGACCAAUUCAAAAACUGAGAAAGUAGCAGCAAACAGGGGCUAUGGUUUUGGUUAUUUUGCUGGAAAGUUGUCCGAAGUGUACAAAGACGCCAGUAGAACACUACAGGGCACAAGUGAAAUCAUUCGAAAUGUACGAGUGACUGAAAUGAAGGAUGUAGUCUCUCAGUAUGUGACCAUGAUGUCCAAAGAGCUGCCACUGAUUAACCGAAUGCAACCGGAGCCAGAACCAUGUUUUGAUGCCAAAGAGAACAAAGUCAGUCUGGUUGAUCUGUCCAAAGAUUGCGCCCUAAGUCUACCUCAAAGUUGUGGCAUGUCUACGAUCCCAGGCGUCUCCGAAUGGCCAGAAGGCUCUGUGUCGUCUCUCAAAGACCAAUGUCCUGAAGUGUUUUAUCAAAAGUUAGUCCAGCUGCCUCCAGUCUUGUCCGAGCUACAGACCUUUACAUCCCAGAAGAUGCUUGAAAAGUUGGAAUCUCUGAGUCCUCAAAUCAAAGUCAACAAGCUCUUGAGUAUCUUCUGGCUCAAAGCUGCCAACAGUAAGCAGCCGAUACCAAAGCCUGGGUGCUUGCUUUUGACCGAAAAGGAGAUAAUAGUGCUGUCAAGUGAAGCAAAUUCAGACGACACCAUAACUAUUCGUCACCAUUUUAAUCUCCUGGAAAUCAAGAUAGUCCAGAUUAGCUUGGCAGGACAGCACGUUCGCCUAAUUGGCUCCACGGAAGACACCGUCUUGGUAGUUUUUACCCACAGCAAAGAGCUGACCCAGGACUUCUGCAAGGCUUUACUGAAGGUCCUUUCUCAGGGAAAGUCCUCUGAAGGGACUGAAGAUCACCCGUUGCUCUCCGGUGAUCUCAUGGUUCUCUCUUUGGAUUGGAGGUCAAACAUUCCUGACAUCGUUCUGGAUAACGGACUUCAAGUCACCUGCCGAUUCAAGCGCAUCCUCGCAGACUUGCUCUACAUCGUCCACGGGAACAUGGAGGGUCCUGGCAAACCUUCUCUGGCACACAUUCGUCCUCUGCUCUACACCAGCGUCAAGGUCAAGGACGUUCCCCGCUUGCCCAAAGACGCCAUUUAUCAGUUCCUCCUGACAGACAGUCAUGUGGUUCUUCUUCGGGAGGACGGCGUCUUUCACCCGGUGCCACGAGGAUCCAGUCUGCUUCUUGCUAUUCCUCAGUUUCAGGCACUCAAACUCUGCCGACGAUCAGACAUCAGAUGCUUGUUCGUGAAGAAGGAUGACAACUGCCUGGUGGUGGAUUUCACGUUUAAAACAAAAAAAACUCAAACGCGAGAGAAGAAGAUCGAGUUCAGACGAGGCUCGGCUGACGUGUGCUCCAUCACCAAUUUGAGCAGUCAGGGUGAUUCCUGGAAGUUAUGUUUUGGAUGUUCCUCAGAAGCUGAGAUCUUGAUAAACCAUCUGUGUACUUGAGUUAAACACCGAAAGGCAGUUUCACUUGAAUUAAGUCACAAAUGCAACGUACUUAACUGCGUCCAAAAGGAAGAAAUUGAAAUGAAGAAAGAUAUUCAGUCACUUAUAAUUGUUUCGGGAUGUGUUAAAUAAGUUACCACAAAUUGACGGAAAACGAGUUGGAGACAUUUCUGGAAACAUGAUUAUUUAUAAUGUCAAAGUAAAUGCAUUUAUAAGUAAUUUUAGAUGUUCAAAUGUUAUUUUGUGAUUUCGUCAUUGUGCCUAAAGAUUUUCUUUUUAAAUGAAGAAGCACAGAUCAUGUUAGGUUUAUAUUCAUUAUUAUUUCUUGUCAUUUCUGUUGUUUAUUUGUUUUAAAUAAUAAAUUAAAAAACAAUUAUAUGUACUUUUGAAUUUCAAUGUUUUUUUUUUAAAUGUUUUUUUUGCUUUCUACUAUUUUAAGUCAUGUUGACAAUUCUUGAUUUUUGUUUGCCUUGCAAUCAUUUAUGGUUAAAAGGGAACAUUUUGCAGCUGCACUUUAAUUAUCGAUCGAAUGACUUCAAUAAAUGCUUUAUGAUAAGAAGUGAUUAAACAUGAAAUAUGAUUAAUAUGUAUUUAAAUCAGCAAUGUUUAAAGUGCCUUUAACUGUUAAUAAACAGGAUAAUAAAGA